Messenger RNA from Carassius gibelio (silver crucian carp), 2543 nucleotides. Its product is annotated as gastrula zinc finger protein XlCGF26.1-like. The transcript has 2 exons. The record is from RefSeq and is a predicted model, not a curated record. Gene Ontology annotation, molecular function: RNA polymerase II cis-regulatory region sequence-specific DNA binding; DNA-binding transcription activator activity, RNA polymerase II-specific. Gene Ontology annotation, biological process: regulation of transcription by RNA polymerase II. The coding region runs from base 298 to 1731 and encodes 477 amino acids. Gene Ontology annotation, cellular component: nucleus. NCBI's taxonomy places the organism in Eukaryota, Metazoa, Chordata, Actinopteri, Cypriniformes, Cyprinidae.
CCUGUUUAAUGAUAACUUUUACUAACCAACUGAAAAUGUUUUCCUGAAAGUGAAAUCUAUUACAUAUAAUCUACACAUCAUUCAAUACUAAAUAUACAUCUUAAUACACAUGUAAACCAAAUUCUGUCCUUUUAUUAAUUUGAUUGCUAAUGUUGUUUUUAAUGUCAUACAUUUAAAGUCCAUUAACUCUGACUCCCUUAGCAGUGUGCUGACUACUGAACUAGAGCUGAUUAUUUGUGUUAAUUAUUCUCAUCUUAAUCACAGAUAAACUGAGGUCCAUGUGAAACUUUUAUAAAGAUGGAGUUUAUUAAAGAGGAAAGAGAAGACGUGAAGAUUGAAGACACAUUCAGAGUCAAACAUGAAGAGACUGAGGAACAAACAGACCUGAUGGCACUGAAAGAGGAGAGUCAAGGACUGAAUGAAACGGAAGAGAAAGAUAAAAAUGAGAAACAUCAUGAUUUCAAAACUGAAGAAAAAUCAAUUAGUUGUUCACAGACUGAAAAGACUCAGAAAUUACAAACUAAAACCCUUAAUUACAACAUAAUUCACAUUGGAGAGAAACCUUACACCUGCAAAAUGUGUGGAAAGUGUUUUACACAUAAAAAUAACCUUAAUGUCCACAUGAGAAUUCACACUGGAGAGAAACCUUACACCUGCAAAGUGUGUGGAAAGUGUUUUACUCUGAAAAAUCACCUUAAUGUCCACAAGAGAAUUCACAGUGAAGAGAAACCAUUCAUAUGCCCUCAUUGUGGAAAGAGAUUUAAACAGAAAAAUACCCUUAAUGUCCACAUGAGAAUUCACACUGGAGAGAAACCUUACACCUGUGAGCUGUGUGGAAAGUGUUUUACACAUAAAAAUACCCUUAAUGUCCACAAGAGAAUUCACACUGGAGAGAGACCUUACACCUGCAAAUUGUGUGGAAAGUGUUUUGCACAUAAACGUACCCUUAAUGUCCACAUGAAUAUUCACACUGGAAAGAAACCUUACACCUGUAAAGUGUGUGGAAAGUGUUUUACACAGAAAUAUCAGCUUAAUGUCCACAAGAGAAUUCACAGUGAAGAGAAACCAUUCAUAUGCCCUCAGUGUGGAAAGAGAUUUAAACAGAAAAAUAGCCUUAAUGUCCACAAGAGAAUUCACACUGGAGAGAAACCUCACACCUGUGAGCUGUGUGAGAAGAGUUUCACACGAUUUGGAGAGCUUAAGAUUCACAAGAGAAUUCACACUGGAGAGAAACCAUUCUUAUGCCCUCAGUGUGGAAAGAGAUUUACACAGAAAUAUACCCUUAAUGUCCACAUGAGAAUUCACACUGGACAGAAACCUUACACUUGCAAAGUGUGUGGAAAGUGUUUUACUCUGAAAAGUCACCUUAAUGCCCACAAGAGAAUUCACACUGGAGAGAAACCAUUCAUAUGCCCUCAGUGUGGGAAGAGAUUUAAACAGAAAAAUACCCUUAAUGUCCACAUGAGAAUUCACACUGGAGAGAAACCUUACACCUGCAAAUUGUGUGGAAAGUGUUUUACACAUAAAAAUACCCUUAAUGGCCACAUGAGAAUUCACACUGGAGAGAAACCUUACACCUGCAAAAUUUGUGGAGAGUGUUUUACACAGAAAAAUCACCUUAAUGUCCACAUGAGUAUUCACACUGGAGAGAAACCUUUUAUCUGCAAACUCUGUGGAAAGAAUUUCUCACAUAACAUAUACCUAAAGAAUCACAUGAGGAUUCACAACUAGAGAGAAUCCGUUCGCAUGUGGUCAGUGUGGAUAGAGUUUCAGAUAUAAAGAAAGCCUUAAUAAUCACAUUAAGUUUCAUUCAAGAGAGAACAGUUUUAAAUGUCAUCAGUGUGAAAUGAGUUUCACAGAGAGGAAACAUCUUAAGAAUCAUGUUAAAAUUCACGUCUGAGAAAAGCCUUUACUGUGCCAUCUCUGUGGAAAGAGAACUUUGCUCAACUGGAGGACACCUCGAGAAACACUUGAGAAUUCGGCUGGUCUCCAUGUUUGGAAACCUAUAGUCCCAGUCAAAAUCAGUCAGUCCAGUAUGGGAUGACAAUAGCAAAGAAAAUACUAUUUUGAAGAUGUGAAAAAGUUUGUACACAAAUUUGAGAUGUGGCUAACAGAGUUUAGCAGUGUGCUACAUAUGGAGAAAUUCUGAUGUGAAAUUGCUGGUAAACUGAAGAGAUUCUUACAGAUAUGGAAACCCUUUUAAAUAUCUUGAAGGUGAUAACUGAUUAUUAAUUUCAACACUCUAGACAAGGGAUAGGCAAUGAUGGUUCUGGGUACCACUGUCCUGCAGAUUUUAGGUCCAACCCUAAUCAAACACACCUGAACAAGCUAAUUAAAGUCUACAAAGUUACAAGGGCUACAGGCAGGUGUUGGUUUUUUCAAGGUUUGAGGUAAACUCUGUAGGACAUCGUCACUCCAGGACCACAUUGCCUAUCCCUGAUCUGGACAUAUUCUCUGUGUGGUGUGAAAGAGUAUGUCUAGUAAGGUUAUCAAGCAGCUAUUGAAUAAUUGGAUAAUAUUUUGUACUGGAAUUUUAUUUUAUA